Cynara cardunculus var. scolymus (artichoke) is the source of this 843-nucleotide messenger RNA. Its product is annotated as translocon-associated protein subunit beta. The transcript has 6 exons. Bases 40 to 630 code for a protein of 196 amino acids. Gene Ontology annotation, cellular component: endoplasmic reticulum. The record is from RefSeq and is a predicted model, not a curated record. Lineage: Eukaryota; Viridiplantae; Streptophyta; Magnoliopsida; Asterales; Asteraceae.
UAAUAAUACCCAUAAAUUCAUAUCCCACAAAUUCUAGACAUGGCGAUCUUCACGAUGAUGAAUUCUCUAGCAGCACUCCUCCUCUUCCUGAUCUCAUCUUCUUCGCUGAUUGCCGCCUCCGAUUCUCCAUUCAUCCUAGCUCACAAGAAAGCUACGCUCAAUAGGCUCAAAUCCGGCGCCGAAAAACUCUCCGUUUCAAUUGACAUUUAUAACCAAGGAUCUGCGACUGCAUAUGAUGUUAGUCUCAACGAUGAUGGCUGGUCUUCUGAUAUAUUCAGUAUCAUUUCGGGGAACACUUCAACCUCCUGGGAAAGGCUUGAUGCUGGUGCUCUUUUAUCUCACUCUUUUGAGUUGGAAUCAAACGUGAAAACAGUGUUCUAUAGCUCACCAGCUGUUAUUACAUUCCGUGUCCCCACAAAGGCUGCCCUACAGGAGGCAUAUUCAACCCCACUUCUGCCUCUCGAAAUCCUUUCAGACAAGCCUCGGGAGAGUACACUUGAUCUUGCUAAGAGGGCAUUGGCAAAGUAUGGAUCCUUAAUAUCUGUGAUCUCAAUCGUGGUUUUAUUUGUGUACCUGGUAGCAACUCCAUCCAAGUCGGGUGCUGCAAAGGGAAGCAAGAAGAAGCGUUGAUGAUUAGUGAGUCUCUGUGAUGUAAUUUGUAGAGACCAACCCCACCUUCUUGUGUUGCGACGGGACUUUUUUUUUUUGUAAAAUGGUUUUAAUGAGAUAUUCGGUGGUAGUUGUUUUAAUAUCUGUGAAAGGGUUGAUUAUGAACUACGAUGUUAGAUUUUGAGUUUAGAUGUGUUGCGGUAAUACAUGAAAUGGUUUAUUUUGUGUUUAAAU